AUGGGCGAGGCGGAAGGUUACCUGCUUCAGCCGCAGCAGCCGCAGCAACCGCAGCAACAGCAACGAACCGGUCCUUCAAACGGCCAGCAGGGCCAGCAGCAGCAAUGGCAGCAAUGGCAGCAGCCGCAGGGCUACAACGACGGGAACCAAAACUGGAACAAUCAGCAGGGCCAGGGCUACGAGCAGACGGGUGCCUACCAGCAGCAGCAGUACCACUACGGCGCGCCUCCGCCCUACAGCUUCAACCCCCCCCAGGGCCCCGAUGAAAAGUACGGCUUCGAGCAGGCUUUCAAGAUUGAGAAGCCCAAGUGGAACGACAUCUGGGCCGGCAUUCUGUUCCUCCUCGUCUGCGCCGGCUUCGUCGCCGUGUCCGCCAUCGCCAUCCAAGGCUACUCGUCGAGCACGCACGGCAAGGGCAUCUACAACAGCACCAACACCUUCACCCUCAACAGCAACACGCUCAUCCUCUUCGCCUUCGUCCUCGUCAUCGCCUUUGUCUUCUCCUGGCUCUACGUCUGGGUCGCCCGCCUCCUGCCGAAGCAGUUCAUCUGGAUCACGGGCAUCCUGAACAUCAUCUGGACCCUCGGCACCGCCAUCUACUACCUCUACCAGAAGUACUGGUCCGCCGGCGUCGUCUUCCUCAUCUUCGCCCUCCUCACCGCCUUUGCUUUCUACACCUGGAUCCCGCGGAUCCCCUUCUCAGCCCUCAUGCUCAAGUCGACCAUCGACGUGAGCAAAAAGUACGGCCACGUCUACCUCGUGAGCCUCAUCGGCGGCCUGCUCGCCACCGCCUUCGCCGCUUGGUUCUCCAUCACCAUGGUCGCCAUCUACGUCAAGUACGAGCCCUCGAGCAGCAACCCCAACUGCGCCAACGGCGGCUGCAGCGACGCCAAGAUCAUCGGCCUCAUGGUCUUCAUCACCUUUGCGGGCUACUGGAUCUCCGAGUGGCUCAAGAACACCAUCCACACCAUCAUCUCGGGAGUCUAUGGUUCCUGGUACUUUUGCGUCCACAACUUCCCCCACGCCGCCACCCGCGGCGCCGCGAAGCGCGCCCUCACCUACAGCUUCGGCUCCAUCAGCUUCGGCAGUCUCCUCGUCGCCAUCAUCCAGUUCCUGCGCCAAAUCUGCUCCGUCGCGAGGCAGCAGGCCGUCGACGACGGCGGCAUCGGCGGCAUGAUCGGCUGCGUCAUCUUCUGCUUCCUCGGCUGCCUCCUCAGCUUGCUGGAGUGGGCCCUCCAGUUUCUGAACAGAUAUGCCUUCUGCCACAUUGCCCUCUACGGAAAGGCCUACAUCCCCGCUGCCAAGGAUACGUGGAAGAUGAUUAGGGAUCGCGGCAUCGACGCCCUCGUCAAUGAAUGCCUCAUCGGACCCGUGCUCUCCUUCGGUGCCAUGUUCAUCGGCGUCGCCUGCGCCCUCCUUGCCUACCUGUACCUGCUCCUCACCAACCCGGCCUACAACGUCGGCGGCGGCUACACGCCUGUCAUCAUGGCCUUUGCCUUCCUCAUCGGCUUCCAGAUCGCCCACGUCUUCACCACGCCGCUGUCGAGCGGCAUCGACUGCAUCUUUGUCGCCAUGGGCUGGGACCCCAACGUCAUGAUCAAGGACCACCCCGAGCUCUACCAGGAGAUGGUCCGCAUCUACCCCAAGAUCCAGCAGGCGAUCCAGGUGCGCUGA
Messenger RNA from Drechmeria coniospora, 1674 nucleotides. Its product is annotated as DUF580 domain protein Pns1. Gene Ontology annotation, biological process: transmembrane transport. The coding region runs from base 1 to 1674 and encodes 557 amino acids. Gene Ontology annotation, molecular function: transmembrane transporter activity. The transcript is spliced from 3 exons. Gene Ontology annotation, cellular component: plasma membrane. NCBI's taxonomy places the organism in Eukaryota, Fungi, Ascomycota, Sordariomycetes, Hypocreales, Ophiocordycipitaceae. The record is from RefSeq and is a predicted model, not a curated record.